Molecule: messenger RNA, 798 nt
Organism: Zasmidium cellare ATCC 36951
Lineage: Eukaryota; Fungi; Ascomycota; Dothideomycetes; Mycosphaerellales; Mycosphaerellaceae
Exons: 2
Coding region: 1-798 (265 amino acids)
Biological process (GO): fatty acid elongation
Molecular function (GO): oxidoreductase activity, acting on the CH-OH group of donors, NAD or NADP as acceptor
Source: RefSeq, a predicted model, not a curated record
AUGGCGAAAAUCUGUCUAAUCAUGGGCGGGACUGGCGGCUUAGGCAAGGCUGCCGCUGAGCUGGUGGCGACCAAAGGGUAUACUGUCGUCGUGUCUGGUCGCAACAAAACCAAGGGAGAGGAGGUCGUCGAUUUCAUUAAGUCUAAAGGCGGCGAGGCGGUCUUUCUUGCGUGCGAUAUUACCUCAGAAUCGGACAUCCGCCAGUUGCACAAGUCGAUUGUCGACAAAUAUGGCCGAAUCGAUGCAGCCGUCAACAGCGCUGGCGUUGUCGUCGGAUCCUCUGCGCUCGUCAACAUGAAGCUGGAAGACUUCAACUCCACCAUUCAGAUCAAUCUGACGGCCGUAUUCAUCAGCAUGCAAGAGCAGAUGAGAGCGAUGCUGAAGCAGGACCCUCCUGGAGGCCACAUCAUCAACCUCACGUCCAUAUUCGGUCUUCAUGCGUGUCCCUGGGGGGCCAACUAUUCCGCAAGCAAACAUGCCAUUGUCGGCCUCACUCGCUCGGCUGCAUUGGAGGUCGCUAAUCAAAACAUCUACAUCAAUGCUAUUGCACCAGGUCUCAUACCCACGGGAAUGGUCAAUGAUAUCGGCGAGACGGCGAAAAUCGAUGCAGCUUUUGGAAAAAUCAUAGAAGCAGUCCCGGGCCAGUAUCCUGUGGAACGAUUCGGAACGCCGGAUCAGACUGCAAAGGCCGUUGCAUAUCUCUUGGACUGUGACUGGGUGACAGGGACAGUGUUGGAAGUCGACGGAGGUUGGGGUGCAGGGAAGAGCAUUCCGGUGGGAGUGAAGUGCACGGGUUGA